GUAACACGGAAAUAACCGAAUGCCACGUUAGCAAACGUGCAACGCGAACAGGUGCUUGCAUUACAGUCACUUAUACGGUUGUUAUAGAGCCAAACGGAAUAGUUUGCUUCAUCAUGGACCUCAGUAACAUAUUUGUUGUCUUAUUUACGUUAUGUUUAGUCACAAUAGAUGCCAUAAGAUUCCAUUUAUCACCUAAUCAAAAGAAGUGCCUUCGAGAGGAAAUUCAUAAAGAUGUUCUGGUUACCGGUGACUACGAAGUGUCGGACGCCCCUGGUCAGAAAGCAAACCUUAUGGUGACAGAUUCAAAGAGCCAUAUUUUGUACUCCAAAGAAGAUGCUAAGAAGGGUAGAUUUGCAUUUACAACAGAAGAAUAUGAUAUGUUUGAAGUGUGCUUUGAUACAAAAAUGGUUGGAGGUGGCCAGGGAAGCGACAGAGAAAUUUCUCUUGACAUGAAGCAUGGUGUGGAAGCAAAGAGUUAUGAAGAGCUUGCCAAAGCAGAGAAGUUGAAGCCUCUUGAGGUUGAGCUGCGUCGGUUGGAAGAUUUGUCUAAAUCAAUUGUUGAUGACUUCGCCUACAUGAGGGCUAGGGAGGAAGAAAUGAGGGACACUAAUGAAUCAACCCACUCUCGUGUGAUGUACUUCAGCCUUUUCUCCAUGUGCUGCCUCCUUGGGCUGGCUACAUGGCAGGUGCUCUAUCUCCGCAGAUACUUCAAGGCAAAGAAACUCAUUGAAUAAACUCAUUUCCUGAUAACCAUCAAGGGCCAGCUCUUGUCCAACACUCUGCCAACUAAACUAACUGAAUUGUCAUCCAUGCAAGAAUUAUGAACAGUGGAACUAGUACCAAAACACCAGAAGCCAUUACACAUGUCAGACUGUAAAAUCUAUUUUCUUCAACAUAUUGAUUCCUCAGAUUUGUAAGAAUAUUAGAGGCAUGAACAUUUUUGACAGGGUACGCCAUCAUGAAUUGUCAGUAUUAAUUAGCAGUGAGUUGAUAUGAACUUAUUGAUUUUAAUCCAUAUUUGAUCUUUAAUGUCUAUUUUGAGUGUGUUUGUUGGACAUAUUUGUAAUUUCAGUGGCAGAGUUGUUGGAGUUAUCUGCCUUGUCUGUUUGAGAUGUUUUCAUUUGGACACUGACAUACACCCUUCGAUUUGGGUAGAAACAAGUUUAAUGAUAUGUUUUGAAUUGUUAUAUCAAGGGCAUUUCAAAAUACAAGUACUGAUAAAUAUCACCAGUUUGGUAGAUUUAAACAGCUGUCUAACCAAUUGUUUAUUGAGCUGGGUCAGAUGUCUGUCCAUCUGAACUAUUUUUGUACAAGGAUGUCCAUACCAAUUCAUGUUGGGACUGGAUGAAGCUAUGUAACAGAGUUUUAAAGGAGGAUGUUCAGCUUAAUGUCAUGUCAUUCCUUCAUUGCCAUUGCUCAUUGUAAAAAUCUUCACUUCAGGUGUCUAGUGAAUACAGGUUGCUAGGUCUGAUCAUUGAGUCGUAUGGAGUGAUUGUACAUAUUGUGUAUUCUGAAGUUGUAUUUAAUUUCUUGUGUGGUAUACUUGUGUUUCAUGAAGAUGGGCAAACUACAAUGCCAGAUGACAUCAGGCACCGCUUCACACCUUGCAGUUUCUGUAACUCUCAGUAUGGGAGAAUAGGGCUUGCAAUGCUAGCAAAUCAAUUACAAGAUGGGAAAGAAACUAGUAGAUGGCUAGUCGAUAACAUCAACUACAAAUAAGAUCUGAAGUCAAAUAUUCAUGAUUAUAUUAUUUUACUAGACAGGCUCCCCAGGCAAUGACAAUUUGAGAGAAUGCUAAAUUAGAAUAAAUAUAAACAGGCUCUUCCAUAGAAUGUGUUCGUUUUGGUACAUUUGUUAUUUUCCUCAAUGCAGUCAGAAAUGUACACAUGUUGCUACCAUGUAGUGUCAUGGACUGAACAGUGAGAACUAACUACUGGUAGUACAAUGUAUUUUCACCAAAGUCAAAAUGUAGCCAGAUCACUAGUCAGAACUCCAGUAUCCAUGCUUUGUUGAAAUGUUUCUGUUGAAAUCAUUAACUACUAGGUACUGUGCACUCAAGAGAUACAGCUAUUGUUGAUUUCCUUAAUAUUUAUAAAUCAUAUCUCUCUAAUUUGUCAUUUUAAUUGUUUUUGGACAUUUCUGUAUAUGACCAUCACAAUCAGCAUGAGCGUAAGAAAGCAACACAUAGAUCAACAUCCAACAUGUCCAUUGAUCUAUUUUUACACCUCUCAUUGUUCAUAUUGAUAUUAAAAACACUGUUACAAGCAGGCUUAGCUGAAGUGUGAUUGUUAAUUUUGUUUGACAGGUACAUAAGCAUUUAACAUCUCUCACCUGGCCCAUUGAAUGUCAUUAACCAGAUUAUAUUGACAGUAUGUAUUGCACCAGUGCUAGCAGUAAUAAUACAUUGAACUGUGUGAAAACUGCACCUAGCAUGACAAGUGCUUGCAAGAUGUACAUAUUUCUUUUAACCUUUUCUGUAUCUGAAGCUUUGCAUUUUUGUUUAUUCUGGUAAAAAUUAUUUCUGUGAAUUAUAAUUAUGAAGGCCUGUUGUUAGUGUUUACCAGGUGGCUCUGCUUUGAGUUUGUAGAUGACAGCAUUGUGAUCUUUCUUUCAGUGUAGGUAUACUAUGCAUAUGGUGUGUUGUUGUUUAGUGAGGUUAGGCUUUAGUUAAUAUUUAAAUCCAGCACUGUAUUAUAAGAGCAAUAAAUGUAGUAAACAAA
Messenger RNA from Haliotis rubra (blacklip abalone), 2720 nucleotides. RefSeq names its product transmembrane emp24 domain-containing protein 10-like. The record is from RefSeq and is a predicted model, not a curated record. Gene Ontology annotation, cellular component: Golgi apparatus; endoplasmic reticulum-Golgi intermediate compartment; endoplasmic reticulum. The coding region runs from base 114 to 734 and encodes 206 amino acids. NCBI's taxonomy places the organism in Eukaryota, Metazoa, Mollusca, Gastropoda, Lepetellida, Haliotidae. The transcript has 5 exons. Gene Ontology annotation, biological process: endoplasmic reticulum to Golgi vesicle-mediated transport; Golgi organization; intracellular protein transport.